Messenger RNA from Neopelma chrysocephalum (saffron-crested tyrant-manakin), 1652 nucleotides. It is a transcript of the gene SV2A, whose product is annotated as synaptic vesicle glycoprotein 2A. Lineage: Eukaryota; Metazoa; Chordata; Aves; Passeriformes; Pipridae. Gene Ontology annotation, cellular component: membrane. Gene Ontology annotation, biological process: transmembrane transport; chemical synaptic transmission. The transcript has 11 exons. Gene Ontology annotation, molecular function: transmembrane transporter activity. The record is from RefSeq and is a predicted model, not a curated record. The annotation marks the transcript as partial.
CGCGUGUCCCCCUCCCCAGGACUCAUCGUGUACCUGGGCAUGAUGGUGGGCGCGUUCGUGUGGGGCGGGCUGGCCGACCGGCUGGGCCGAAGGCAGUGCCUCCUCAUCUCCCUCUCCGUCAACAGCGUCUUCGCCUUCUUCUCCUCCUUCGUCCAGGGCUACGGCACCUUCCUCUUCUGCCGCCUGCUCUCAGGCGUGGGCAUCGGCGGCUCCAUCCCCAUCGUCUUCUCCUACUUCUCGGAGUUCCUGGCGCAGGAGAAGCGCGGGGAGCACCUGAGCUGGCUCUGCAUGUUCUGGAUGAUCGGGGGCAUCUACGCCUCCGCCAUGGCCUGGGCCAUCAUCCCCCACUACGGCUGGAGCUUCCAGAUGGGCUCCGCGUACCAGUUCCACAGCUGGAGGGUCUUCGUGCUCGUCUGCGCCUUCCCCUCGGUCUUCGCCAUCGGGGCGCUCACCACCAUGCCCGAGAGUCCCCGCUUCUACCUGGAGAACGGGAAGCACGAUGAGGCCUGGAUGGUGCUGAAGCAGGUCCACGACACCAACAUGAGGGCCAAGGGCCACCCCGAGAGGGUUUUCUCGGUCACACACAUCAAGACCAUCAAGCGGGAGGACGAGCUCAUUGAGAUCCAGUCGGACACCGGGACAUGGUACCGGCGCUGGCUCGUCCGAUGCCUCAACCUGUCGCAGCAGGUCUGGAGCAACUUCCAGCAGUGCUUCGCGCCCGAGUUCCGGCGCGUGACGCUGAUGAUGAUGGCGGUGUGGUUCACCAUGUCCUUCAGCUACUACGGGCUCACUGUGUGGUUCCCCGACAUGAUCAAGCACCUGCAGAGCAUCGAGUACGCCUCGCGCACCAAGCUCUUCACGCGCGAGAAGGUUCGACAUUUCACCUUCAACUUCACCCUGGAGAACCAGGUGCACCGUGGUGGCGAGUAUUUCAAUGACAAGUUCAUCGGGCUGAAGAUGAAGUCGGUGACGUUCGAGGACUCGCUCUUCGAGGAGUGUUACUUCGAGGACAUCACCUCCAGCAACACCUUCUUCAAGAACUGCACCUUCAUCUCCACCGUCUUCUACAACACAGAUCUCUUUGAGUACAAGUUCAUCAACAGCCGGGUGGUGAACAGCACGUUCCUGCACAACAAGGAGGGCUGCCAGCUGGACUUCAGCGACGACAACAACGCCUACAUGAUCUACUUCGUCAGCUUCCUGGGCACCCUGGCCGUGCUCCCCGGGAACAUCGUCUCGGCCCUGCUCAUGGACAAGAUCGGCCGCCUGCGCAUGCUGGCCGGCUCCAGCGUCAUGUCCUGCGUCAGCUGCUUCUUCCUGUCCUUCGGGAACAGCGAGUCGGCCAUGAUUGCCCUGCUCUGCCUCUUCGGGGGGGUCAGCAUCGCCUCCUGGAACGCGCUCGACGUGCUCACCGUGGAGCUCUACCCCUCCGACAAGAGGACGACAGCGUUCGGGUUCCUGAACGCGCUGUGCAAGCUGGCGGCCGUGCUGGGCAUCAGCAUCUUCACCUCCUUCGUGGGCAUCACCAAGGCCGUGCCCAUCCUCCUGGCCUCGGCCGCGCUGGCCCUCGGCAGCUCCCUGGCCCUCAAACUGCCCGAGACGCGGGGGCAGGUCCUGCAGUGAUGGGGGGGGCUGGGGGAGAGGGAAACACC